Molecule: messenger RNA, 1836 nt
Organism: Otolemur garnettii (small-eared galago)
Lineage: Eukaryota; Metazoa; Chordata; Mammalia; Primates; Galagidae
Product: zinc finger protein 43-like
Exons: 3
Biological process (GO): negative regulation of transcription by RNA polymerase II
Molecular function (GO): DNA-binding transcription repressor activity, RNA polymerase II-specific
Source: RefSeq, a predicted model, not a curated record
GGAUGGUUGACAUUCAGGGAUGUCACCAUAGAAUUUACUCCAGAAGAGUGGGAAUGCUUGGACCCCGUUCAGCGCAAUUUGCACAGGGAUGUGAUGUUAGAGAACUAUAGAAACCUGGUCUCCGUGGAGAAAGAGUAUCAGAGGAUUCACAAUGGAGAGAAACCCUACAAAUGUGAAGAAUGUGACAACACCUUUCACAAUUUCUCAACUUUUCUAGCACAUAAGAGAAUUCAUAAUGGAGAACAAGCUUACAAAUGUGAGGAAUGUGGCAAGGCCUUUUACCAACAUAAGAGAAUGCAUACUGGAGAGAAACCCUACAAAUGUGAAGAAUGUGGCAAAUCCUUUAACAAGUUAUCAACUUUAACAGCACAAAAGAGAAUGCUUAGUGGAGAGAAACCUUACAAAUGUGAGGAAUGUGACAAAGCCUUUCAUGGUCUCUCAAUUCUUACAGUACAUCAGAGAAUUUAUACUGGAAAGAAACCCUACAAAUGUGGAGAAUGUGGCAAAUUCUUUAACAAGUGCUCACAUCUUACAGCACAUAAGAGAGUAUGUACUGGAGAGAAACCCUACAAAUGUGAAGAAUGUGGCAAAGGCUUUAGCUGGUGCUCAGGUCUUACAGUCCAUAAGAGAAUUCAUACCGAAGAGAAACGUUACAAAUGUAAGGAAUGUGGAAAAGCCUUUAAGCAGUGCUCAAAACUUAAACAACAUGAGAGAAUUCACACUGGAGUGAAACCCUACAAAUGUGGAGAAUGUGGUAAAGCCUUUAAGCAGUCCUCAAAAGUUAAACGACAUCAGAGAAUUCAUACUCAAGAAAAACCUUACAAAUGCGAGGAAUGUGGCAAGGCCUUUAGUCAGUCCUCAACCCUGACAAUACAUAAGAGAAUGCAUACUGGAGAGAAACCCUACAAAUGUGAGCAAUGUGACAAAGCCUUUAGACAGUGCUCACAACUUACAGUACACCAGAGAAUUCAUACUGGAGAGAAAGUGUAUAAAUGUAAGGAAUGUGACAAAGCCUUUAGCCAGUGUUCAAAUCUUAUAGUACACCAGAGAACUCAUACUGGAGAGAAACUGUACAAAUGUGAGGAAUGUGGCAAGGCCUUUAAUCAGACCUCAACCCUGACAAGACAUAAGAGAAUGCAUACUGGAGAGAAACCCUACAAAUGUGAGCAAUGUGACAAAGCCUUUGGCCAGUGCUCAUAUCUUAGAGUACACCAGAGAAUUCAUACUGGAGAGAAACUGUAUAAAUGUGAGGAAUGUGACAAAGCCUUUAUUCAGUCCUCACACCUAACAAGACAUAAGAGAAUGCAUACUGGAGAGAAACCAUACAAAUGUGAGCAAUGUGACAAAGCCUUUAGCCAAUGCUCAUAUCUUACAAUACACAAGAGAAUUCAUACUGGAGAGAAACUGUACAAAUGUGAGCAAUGUGACAAAGCCUUUAGCCAAUGCUCAUAUCUUACAGUACACAAGAGAAUUCAUACUGGAGAGAAACCAUACAAAUGUGAGGAAUGUGGCAAAGCCUUUCAUGAUCCCUCAAUUCUUAGAAUACAUAAGAGAAUGCAUACUGGAGAGAAACCCUACAAAUGUGAAGAAUGUGGCAAAUCCUUUAACCAGUGCUCAAAACUUACAGUACACAAGAGAAUACAUACUGGAGAGAAACCUUACAAAUGUAAGGAAUGUGGCAAAGCCUUUAACUGGUGCUCAACUCUUAAAAUCCAUAAGAGAAUUCAUACUGGAUAGAACCCUUACACAUGUGAAGAAUGUGGUAAAGCCUUUAAGCAGUGCUCAAACCUUAAACAACAUCAGAGAAUUCAUAGUCAAAUAACCUUACAAAUGUGA